Molecule: messenger RNA, 2221 nt
Organism: Drosophila santomea
Lineage: Eukaryota; Metazoa; Arthropoda; Insecta; Diptera; Drosophilidae
Gene: DIP-theta
Product: lachesin
Exons: 13
Coding region: 398-2221 (607 amino acids)
Cellular component (GO): neuron projection
Source: RefSeq, a predicted model, not a curated record
CUGACGGUCGCGCCAGUUCGCAGCUCUUAACACGUUGGUGCCGAAAGUCGACGCGCUCGCGUUUCGUCCCUCGCUUGAAUUCAAUUCCGCGAGACAGCAGUGCAUGCGAUAUCAUCGGAGGACAAUAGCUCAGCACUGGACUCACACACAUCCGCAGGGAAUUCGAACAUUGGAACAACGUCUGUAGUAAUGCAUUGGAAAUGUUGUCCAACUUCUCGGCCCAGAGCUGAGCAACACGGUGGUCAUAAAUAUUUGACAAUUGCGGAAAAUCGAAAGUGAAGCGGUAGGGCUAGAGCAAGGAUUCUUACGCCAGCUGCCAAGAGCGGCUGCAAUCGCAAUCAGGAGGCAAACAAUUACGAGCAGGACGAAAGGACGAAGCAGGACUAGCAAAUAAAAAAUGAAAAUUAAAAUAUUUCCGCUGACAGCGGAUGCAGCGACAAUUGCCGCGGGUCGCCAGCGCAGACGGACGGCGGGGAAGCUGCAGCGGAAGCGAGAAAUGCCGGAAAUAUCCUGCCGGCUAAUUGUUGCCACUGCCACCGCUGCCGUCGCCGUCGCCUCGAUUAUCUGCCUCUCCUUCUCGCUCCCCGGCUGCGCCGCCCAGGAGAGCGACGACGAGGGUGAGCUGCACCACCUGGACCAGCUGCACCACCAGCACCAGGACUUCAUCAUCGGCGAGUCCGAGGAGCACGAUCACAUCGCCCAUCAUCUGGCGGAAAUGCAAAAUAAGGAUGAGCUGCUGGAGGACAUACGCGAGGAUACGGUCGUCAAUGCGAUUCCCGAGAAAGAUCUUCCAAAGUUCGGGGAACUCCUGCAGAACGUGACGGUGCCCGUAAGUCGGGAGGCGGUACUCCAGUGCGUAGUCGACAAUUUGCAGACCUACAAGAUUGCGUGGCUACGUGUCGAUACACAGACCAUUUUAACGAUACAAAAUCACGUCAUAACCAAAAAUCAUCGCAUGAGCAUAACUCACGCCGAGAAACGUGCCUGGAUUUUGCGUAUACGUGAUGUGAAGGAGUCCGAUAAAGGCUGGUACAUGUGCCAAAUAAACACGGAUCCCAUGAAGAGUCAAGUCGGCUAUCUGGAUGUUGUCGUGCCCCCCGACAUACUGGACUACCCGACCAGCACCGAUAUGGUAAUACGUGAGGGCUCCAACGUAACCCUCAAGUGUGCCGCCACGGGAUCGCCAACUCCGACGAUAACCUGGCGACGCGAAGGUGGCGAGCUGAUACCGCUGCCAAAUGGCGCUGAGGCCGUCGCCUACAACGGAUCCUUCCUGACCAUCGCCAAAGUGAACCGCCUGAACAUGGGCGCCUAUCUCUGCAUCGCCUCCAAUGGCAUUCCGCCAACAGUCAGCAAGCGUGUGAUGCUCAUUGUGCACUUUCCGCCCAUGAUUUGGAUACAAAAUCAAUUAGUCGGCGCUGCCCUUACGCAGAACAUAACCCUGGAAUGCCAGUCGGAGGCGUAUCCCAAGUCCAUCAACUAUUGGAUGAAGAACGACACGAUUAUUGUGCCAGGUGAGCGCUUUGUGCCGGAAACCUUUGAAUCGGGCUACAAAAUAACCAUGCGCCUGACCAUCUACGAGGUGGACAUCCAGGACUUCGGUGCGUAUCGAUGUGUGGCCAAAAACUCCCUGGGCGACACUGACGGCGCUAUCAAACUGUACCAUAUUCCGCAGACCACCACGAUGACGACCAUGGCUCCGACGGUAUCGAUCAACACGGUGCCCGUGGUGCUCGUGAAGUACAAAGAACAACGAUAUGGCAGCAGCCAGAACAGCAACACCAAUCCGUACAACUUCAAUCCCGGCAACGGUCAACAGAACACGAAGCUGCAGCGCGGCAAGUCCAACAACAAGGGUUCGGAUCAGUCCUCCUCCGGACUGAACAACAUGUUCGUGGGCGCCACGUCCAGUCUGUGGAACUCGCAGGAUCACCACUCGUCCUCCUCCUCCUCCUCCGCGUCCUCGCGAGGAAGGGAUCAUCACCAGCAGCAGCAACACCACCAGCAGCAGCAACAAAACCACGGAUCCGAUCACGGCGCCUCCUAUCGCUCCGAUGGCAAGAGUCCGCACCUCACCAAGCACGACGCCAAGUCCUUGACCGACGACCUGGAUCGCAUGCAGGACCUCAAGGGAUGGGCCAGUCGGCUGGCUCCCGUUUCGCCGAUCCUGGGACUUUCGAUGAUACUGGGAAUUGGCUUUCUGGGGCCGUGGCCGGGCUAA